This is a messenger RNA of Scomber japonicus (chub mackerel), 1879 nucleotides long. RefSeq names its product HIV-1 Tat interactive protein 2 (gene htatip2). The transcript is spliced from 7 exons. Gene Ontology annotation, biological process: import into nucleus. The record is from RefSeq and is a predicted model, not a curated record. Lineage: Eukaryota; Metazoa; Chordata; Actinopteri; Scombriformes; Scombridae. Gene Ontology annotation, cellular component: cytoplasm. The coding region runs from base 28 to 867 and encodes 279 amino acids.
GUGUCGCAGCAGCAGCUGCUCCUAGUGAUGUCUGUUGUAAAAGUACUGUGCACCGCCCUGGGAAACGCGACUGGACUCUUAACCGUGAUAGUCGUUGUCAUUGCAGUGGUUUUAAAGCACCUCGACGACCCUGAACCGGUUAAAUACACCAGCAUGGCUGAGGACAUGAAGACUCUGGAGGAAAACUUCAGGCAACAGAAUAAAAGCUGUUUCGUCCUCGGUGCCUCCGGGGAAACGGGCAGGUUGGUGCUUCAAGAGCUGCUGGAGCGCAACACCUUCUCCAAGAUAACGCUCAUCGGAAGGCGACAGCUCACCUUUGAGGGGAAAGCAUAUGAAAACCUGGUGCAAGAGGUGGUGGACUUUGAGAAACUUGAUGAUUACGCUGCUGCCUUCCAGGGCCACGAUGUUGGCUACUGCUGCUUGGGAACAACCAGAGCGAAAGCAGGGGCUGACGGAUUUGUUCGUGUUGAUCAUGACUAUGUUCUAAAAUCAGCAGAGCUUGCUAAAGCAGGAGGCUGCUCACAGUUCCACCUGGAGUCCUCCAGAGGAGCUGAUAAAAACAGUGGCUUCCUCUACCUCAAAGUCAAAGGACAAGUGGAAGCAGAGAUUGAGGCACUUGGAUUUGACAGAUAUGCCAUUUACAGACCUGGGGUUUUGUUGGUGGACAGGCAGGAGAGUCGGCCCACCGAGUGGAUGGCCAGGAAAUUCUUUAGUGCCUUGUCUGCUCUGGGUUCUACGUCUAUGUCCAUCCCGAUCCAAGCGGUGGCGAAGGCUAUGGUGUCGAACACUCUGCUUCAACCUGAGCAGAAGACGGAGAUCCUGGAGAACAAAGACAUCGACAGUCUGUCAAAGAAUGCAGGGAAAUAAGCGAGAAGGAGCAUGAAAUACACAGGAGGUUAUUUCAGCAGAUACACCAAGACAACUUACUACUACAACUCAUCAUAUCAACAUGCCAAAGUAAUUUCACAGUACAUGAAUAGUAACAUUCUUAAUUUUUCCAUGACUUUUGCAACUGUUAGAAAACUAAUGUUUUGUUUUUAUAUGAAAGUACUCCACUCUGGUGGAUCUGCUCGAUUCUUUAUGGUUAAAACAGCCUGUGAAGCUAGUAAAAUAUAAAAUCUUUAUAAAAAUUGUAUGUUGGCUUCUUUUCUUUGGUUUUCAAUGACAUAGUAAUAUUUUCAUUAAAGAAACAACUGUUCUGUUAUUGUUCUAUUCUCCAUUUGAAUCAACAUUGAAACACUGCCUCAAAGUGAAUCCUGAAGGGUUUUUUGUUUUUCUUCACAGAUUAAUAUAUUGAAUAUUGUUUUUGACAUGUUGUCACUUAAUUAUUAUAAAUGUUUGUAUGUAGGUGUGUUACAUCAGGGAAUUCUUUGCAUAACAUCUAAACAUAAAGAAUAUCUGGGGUCAAUAUCUGUGCCAUAUUGUGUAAUAUAUAUUGAAUGUAUUUUGCACUAUGCUUUAUAUUAUAAGUAAUACAAUUUAAAGUCCUUGUAAGGGGCAACCUUUGGAAGCAGCUCACCAGAUCAACAGAUACACACAGUUCAAAGAAAAGAAAUAAAACAUGUAAAGUGAGUAAAAACAAAACAAAACUUUAAAAAACUGUUCCAGAUAUAACAGAGAGACAGACACCAUCUAUUGAAAUGUUAUCUAUACAGUGAUACCACUAACAGACCAAUUUUGAAUAUACUGAUGAUAACAAACUUUGUGUCUAUGUUUUGAAACUAAAUGGUGGCCCUAUCAAUAAUAUUAUAGUUAGAGUUCUUAACUGCUAUACGAUCAAUCUUUUUGGUGUGUAAUUUUAAUGAUGAUUUCUUUAUUUUCUGUAAAGCCCUUUGGACUGCCUGUGGGUGAAAGAUGUACAAAUAAAUGCAGCAGCACC